This is a messenger RNA of Symbiodinium necroappetens, 6240 nucleotides long. Lineage: Eukaryota; Dinophyceae; Suessiales; Symbiodiniaceae. The record is from the annotation of a GenBank genome assembly.
AUGAAGCUGCACAACUACUUUCGAAGCUCCACCUCCUACCGGGUGCGCAUCGCGCUGGCACUGAAGGGCUUGGCCUACGACUACGUCGCCUACCAUCUGCGCAAGGGCGAGCAGCGCGGGGCGGCCUACUUGGCGCUCAACCCCCAGGGUUUGGUGCCGACCCUGGAGACCGACGGCGGCGCGCUGCUGCCCCAGUCCCUGGCGAUCGUCGAGUAUCUGGACGAACUGCAGCCCGAUCCGCCGCUGCUGCCAGCGACGCCGCUGGAGCGGGCGCGGGUGCGCAGCCUCGCCUAUGCCGUCGCCUGCGACAUCCAUCCCGUGAACAACCUGCGCGUCCUGCAGUAUCUGGUCGCCCCGCUGGGCCAUGAUGCCGCCGUCCAGGGCGAGUGGUUCCGGCACUGGGUGGCGGUGGAGUUCGCGGCGCUGGAGAAGCGUCUCUCGGAGGAACCCGAGACCGGACGCUUCUGUCAUGGCGACCGCCCAGGCCUUGCCGACAUCUGCCUGGUGCCCCAGGUUAUCAACGGGAACCGUUUCGACUGCGACAUGACGCCCUAUCCGACCAUCCGGCGUAUUCACGAGGCCUGCAUGGCGGUCCCGGCUUUUGCCGAAGCGGCGCCCGAACGCCAGCCGGACGCGGAGACCUGUGACAAGCAGGUCAUCGCGCACCUCAACAAGGUGCUGAAGAACGAACUGACUGCGAUCAAUCAGUACUUCCUGCACUCGCGGAUGUUGAAGGACUGGGGCGUCACCCGGCUGGCCGAGCACGAGUACGAAGAAUCCAUCGACGAGAUGAAGCACGCCGACAAGCUGAUCGAGCGCAUCCUGUUUCUCGAAGGGCUGCCGAACCUUCAGGAUCUGAACAAACUGAUGAUUGGCGAGAACGUCAAAGAGAUCCUGCAGUGCGACCUGAAGCUGGAAGAGUACGCCAUUCCGGACCUGCGUGAGGCGAUUGCCCACUGCGAAAGCGUCAGCGACUAUGUGUCGCGCGAGAUCUUCGUCGACAUCCUCGAAUCUGAGGAAGAGCACGUCGACUGGCUGGAGACCAAUCUGGGCCUUAUCGAGAAGAUGGGCCUGGAGAACUUCGUCCAGCACCAAAGCGGCCACGCUGACGCGGCGCCUACUUCGCCACUGACCCUUGAAGCCUCCGGCCAUGGCCUCGUCCCCUGGUUGCGCCAGAGGAACAUCGCGAAGGCGCUACUCCGCCGCUACCCGGGCGGCGGUAUGCACUUCGUCGACGAUUUCCUGGGCGCAGGGGAUGCAGGUGCCGCAGCAGGGGCCGUUGCCGAGCGCGGCAUAGGCCUCGUGGGCGCAGCGGACGCCGCUUUCCGCAAUUUCGCGGAUCUCGGCAUCGCGGUAACCGUUGCAUAUGCAGACGUACAUAAGCUCCUCCGACGCCUGAGUAUCGUGCGAAUGAUAAUGAUUGUCAAUCGCGUUGAUGAGAGUAAUCGCGAUCACUGGCGGCGUGACGAACGCUCGGACAAUCAAAUCGGGCAAUCAAAGCAGAAAGGGGAAACACAGAUGAGACUCUCCGGAACACUGGCGGCGGCAGGCCUGGCGCUGAUGCCGGCUGUCGCUCUGGCGGACGGCCAUGCAGGUGCAAAGGUGGCGGUGCUGGAAACCUAUGCGGAUAUCGCCCACGCAGGUUACGAGGAUUCGCUGAUCACCGCGCGGGACCUCCAAAAAGCGGUGGACGCUUUGAUCGCCAAUCCAACCGAGGGCAGCCUGGCCGCGGCGCGCGACGCCUGGAUCGCCGCCCGGGUGCCCUACCAGCAGACCGAGGUUUUCCGCUUCGGCAACGCAGUGGUCGACGACUGGGAGGGCAAGGUGAACGCCUGGCCGCUCGACGAGGGCCUGAUCGACUACGUGGACGGCGGUUUCUAUGGCACCGAGUCCGACGAGAACCCGAUCUUCACGGCCAACGUCAUCGCCAACAAGACCCUCAAGGUGAACGGCGAGUCCGUCGAUGCGUCGGUCAUCACCAAGACCUUGAUCGCAGACGUGCUGCACGAGGCCGAGGAGGUGGAGGCCAAUGUGGGAACCGGCUAUCACGCCAUCGAGUUCCUGCUCUGGGGUCAGGAUCUGAACGGCUCCGGCCCCGGCGCCGGCAACCGUCCGGCCAGCGACUUCAGCACCGCAAACUGCACCAACGGCAACUGCGACCGCCGCGCGGCCUACCUGAAGGUCGCGACCGACCUGCUGAUCGACGACCUGGAGGAGAUGGUGGCGCUUUGGGAUGAGAACGGCCCCGCUCGCAAAGGCCUUGUGAGCGGCAACCCCGAGGCCGGGAUCACCACCAUGCUCACCGGCAUGGGCUCGCUCUCCUAUGGCGAACUGGCGGGCGAGCGCAUCAAGCUGGGCCUUAUGCUGCACGACCCGGAAGAGGAGCAUGAUUGCUUCAGCGACAACACGCAUUACUCCCACUUCUACAACCAGAUCGGCAUCACCAACGUCUAUCUCGGCACCUACAAGCGGGUCGACGGCAGCGUGGUGAGCGGCCCCAGCCUGUCGGACCUGGUGGCGGGCAAGGACUCUGCCGUCGAUACGGAGAUGAAGGAAAAGCUGGGGGCCGCCCGCACGGCCAUGCAGGCCAUGGUGGACCGCGCCAAGACCGUCGAAGCCUAUGACCAGAUGAUCGGCGAGGGCAACGCCGAGGGCAACGCGGUCAUCGAGACCGUGGUGCAGUCGCUGACCACCCAGACCAAAUCGAUCGAGCGGGCGGUUGCCACGCUCGGCCUGGGACAGAUCGCUUUCGAGGGCUCCGACAGUCUCGACGAUCCGCAGGAGGCGGCGCGUAUUGCGGAUGUCAUCCGACCGACUGCGGAUUUCACCCGCGCCGAGCCUUUCGAGGCGCUGCCCGCGGGGGCGGCCACUUCGAAGAAGCGAAGUCUCGACACCAAUUCCUUCUCACAGCAUUCCGGAAACAUGGACUUCGAGCGGCAGCUCGAUUUCAAGCUCGGCAACGCGCUCUUCAAGCGACUCUGGGUCUCUUCGCCGGCCUCCACGGACUCGGCCGACGGUCUGGGACCGUUGUUCAACGCCCGCUCCUGCCAGCGCUGCCACCUGAAGGACGGGCGCGGGCACCCGCCGGUGGCGAACUGGCCGGAUGACUCGGCUGUUUCCAUGUUUCUGCGCCUCAGCAUUCCGCCUGAGACCGAAGAACAGCGUGCGGAUCUGGCUGCCAACCGCCGCAACGUCAUCCCGGAGCCGACUUACGGUGGCCAGCUUCAGGACCUCGCCAUCCAGGGCCACGCCGCCGAAGGCAAGAUGCACAUCGUCUACGAGGAAGAGCCGGUGACGCUGGCCGAUGGAGAGGUCGUGAGCCUGCGGAGGCCGACCUACAGCAUCACCAACCUGGGCUACGGGCCGCUGCAUCCCGAGGUGAUGAUGUCGCCCCGGGUGGCCCCGCCGAUGAUCGGGCUCGGCCUGCUCGAGUCGAUUGCCGAAGAGGACAUCCUCUCCUGGGCCGACCCGGACGACGCCGACGGCGACGGCAUCUCCGGCCGCGCCAACCGUGUCUGGGACAAGGAGGCCGGCGCGGUUGCCCUCGGGCGCUUCGGCUGGAAGGCGGGCGAGCCCACGAUGCUGCAGCAAAGCACCCAUGCCAUCAACGGCGACAUCGGGAUUUCCGCGCCUUUGGCGCCGGCACCGGCCGGCGACUGCACGGCGGCGCAGAACCUUUGCCUGGACGCGCCGCAUGGAGCCUCUGCCCGGCACGAGGGCUUCGAAGCGUCCAGCGAGAUGCUGCGCCUCAUCACGUUCUACAGCCAGAACCUGGCGGUGCCGGCACGCCGCAACCCCGAAGAUCCCCAGGUCCUGGCUGGUAAGAAGGUCUUCUACGAGAGCGGCUGCAUCGAUUGUCACCGCCCGAAGUACGUGACCCAGCGCGAGGCGGUCGGGCGGGAGCAGUCGUUCCAGCUGAUCUGGCCCUACACCGACCUGCUGCUGCACGACAUGGGCGAGGGCCUGGCCGACAACCGGCCGGAAGGGCUUGCCAACGGGCGGGAGUGGCGCACGCCGCCGCUCUGGGGUAUCGGGCUCACAGAAACGGUAAACGGCCACACGCAGUUCCUGCACGACGGCCGGGCGCGCAGCCUGCUGGAGGCGAUUCUCUGGCACGGCGGUGAGGCUCAGGCGGCGCGGGACCGGGUGGUGGCGCUCGGCACGUCGGAGCGCGAGGCACUGUCGGCUUUAGCAACAGUGGGGUUGGCGGUCUCGUUCACGGCCCCGGCUGCUGCCGACGACUUUGCCGCGCUGAACGAGGUUGUCGUCGCCGACUAUCUGCUGCCGCGCUACGAAGCCCUGGCCGACGCAGGCAGUGCCCUGGACGCGGCCCUGCGGCAAGGCUGCGGUGCGGGAACCCUCGGGGCUGAUGCCAGCAUCGCCGCCUAUCACGAGAUGGCGGAUGCCUGGAUGGCGGUUCAGCAUCUGCGCCUGGGGCCCAGCGAGUUGUUUCUGCGCGCCGACCGCAUACAGUUCUGGCCCGACAAGCGCGGCAUUACCGGCCGCCAUCUCAGCAGACUCGUGACCGAGGCCGAUCCGGCCGCGCUGGAGCCGCAGCGCUUCGCCCAGGGCUCGGUUGCGGUGCAGGGCCUGCCGGCGCUCGAGCGCCUGUUCUUCGCGCCGCCGGAAGGUGCCGAUCCCGCCUUCGCCUGCGACGUGGCGGUCGCCAUCGGGGCCAAUCUCAAGAGCAUCGCCGGGGGAAUGCUGGACGACUGGCGCGAGGGACCGACGCCCUAUGCAGCUGUGAUCAGGAGCGCGGCCGAGGGCAAUGCCGCCUACAUGGACGCCAAGGAGGCGAGCCUGCAGUUCGCCAAGGCGCUGCGUGCGGCUCUGGUGGCAACGACGGACCUCAAGCUCGACCGUCCGCUCAGCACAAGCGCCAAGGCUGUAAAGCCGCGGCGCGCGGAAUCCUGGCGCAGCGCGCGUUCGCUGCGCAACAUCAGGAUCAACAUCGAAAGCGCCGAAGCCCUCUACAGGGAUGGCGGGCAGGCCGGCUUUGCUGCGCUUCUGCGCCGGCAAGCCGGCGGCGAAGAGGUCGACAAGAACAUCGCGACCGCCUUUGCCCAGGCCCGCGCCCGGCUUGACGCCUUGCCGGACUCGCUGCAGGCGGCCCUGGAUCAGCCCGAGGGCUGGCAACAUCUCGAUGACCUGCGCAGUCACCUGCGCGAUCUUCUCGCGCUGCUGAGCGGGCCCUUCUCGCAGACCCUGGACCUGCCGGUGCGCGUCUUCGUCAGCGCCUGCGGCGAUGCGGCCGGGCGCUUUUCGGUCAAGGCGGUCGCUGCGGACGGCCGCCUGCUUUCCGACCUUCAGUUGCCCGGGCGCGGCCAUGCCGCCGCGCGGCGGCCCGGACGCGACGAGGUUGUCGUUCUGGCGCGGCGCCCCGGGCGCUUUGCGCUGGUCAUCGAUCCCUUCGCCGGCGGCAUCGUCCGGCAGAUCGAAGCGGCCCCCGGGCGGCACUUCUAUGGCCAUGCCGUCUUCAGCCCGGACGGCCGCCGGCUGUUCGCGACCGAGAACGCCUACGCCGAAGGCCAGGGGGUAAUCGGGGUGUACGAUGCCGCCGCGGGCUACCGCCGCGAGGACGAACUGCCCUCCCACGGCGUCGGCCCCCAUGAACUGGCGCUGCUGUCGGACGGGCGGCGUCUGGUGGUUGCCAACGGCGGGAUCAGAACCCACCCCAACAGCGGGCGGCGCAAGCUGAACCUGGAAAGCAUGCAUCCGAACCUCGCCUACGUCGAUGCCGGAAGCGGCGCUUUGCUGCAACGCCUGACGCUGCCCGGCGAUCUGCACCGGCUGUCGAUCCGCCACAUGGCCGUGACCGCCGAGGACCAGGUGUGCCUGGCGCUGCAAAACGAGGGGCCGCGCGACCGCCUGGUGCCGCUGGUCGGCCUGCAGCGGGACAGCGCCCCGAUCACUCUGGCGAAGGGGCCCGAGGGCGUUCUGCGGCGCAUGCGCCACUAUGCCGGCGGCGCGGCGCUGGAUGAUGAGGGCGGCGUGCUCGCCGUCUCCGCCCCGCGGGGCGGCCUGAUCACCUUCUGGUCGUCGCAGGAGGGGGGCUUCCUCGGCAGCCUUGAGGUGCCGGACGGCUGCGGCCUCGCCGCAGCGGGCGGUGCCGGUCGCUUUGCCGUCUCAAGCGGCGCAGGGCGCUUGUUGAUCUACGAUGCGGUCAGCCGGCGGUCCGAGACCCUGCGGGACGACCGGCGCCAUGGGCUGGCCUGGGACAACCAUCUGCUGGCGUGCUGA